Messenger RNA from Saprolegnia parasitica CBS 223.65, 2805 nucleotides. RefSeq lists its product as hypothetical. Gene Ontology annotation, cellular component: spindle pole; equatorial microtubule organizing center; gamma-tubulin complex. Lineage: Eukaryota; Oomycota; Saprolegniomycetes; Saprolegniales; Saprolegniaceae. Gene Ontology annotation, biological process: spindle assembly; microtubule nucleation; cytoplasmic microtubule organization. The transcript has 12 exons. The record is from RefSeq and is a predicted model, not a curated record. Gene Ontology annotation, molecular function: gamma-tubulin binding; microtubule minus-end binding. Bases 1 to 2805 code for a protein of 934 amino acids.
AUGGCAACGCCGAGAUGGACCGCCGAGUGGCGGACCGACGUCCGCGCGCUGGUUUGUCGCCUGGAUGCGACGAGCGCCGACGUUGACGAGCUCCUCGUGGACCACUACAUCCGUAGCCUCCAUGCCCACAGCUACCUGGACGUGAACCCGAGCCAGGUCAAGCAGCGAGCAUGGGGUCUCAUCGAGACGCUCCAGUUCCACCACCGCGACCGCCACGCCGAGCGGCUCGCCGACGUCCUCUUUGGCUCGAGCGACGCAAAGAUGGGUCUGCAGAUCUCGCCCGAGAUCACGGCGGUGCUCUUGCACCUCGCGACCGCACCCACCGCGCUCACUGAGGCCGACCUCGAUGACAUUGAAGCGAUUCGGGUCGGCGGCGCAUCCCGACGGACAAUGGCCGACCAGGCACGCGCUCGCGCCAAAGAAGCCACGCGCGCGCUCGUCGAGGAUCUCAAGCAACUGACGUUGGAGGACGACUGGUUCCAGCACAGCGACGACGACGACGACGAGAGUGCGUGGUCCAACGACGAUCUUCCAUCAUCUGCGCCGACGCAGCCCGCACCGAUCAAGCGCCUCAACCUGCCGGUCGCGUCGUCGCCACUUCACGAUGCUUCUAGCGCCCGAGCGACGAGCAAUGAGGUUCCAGAGCUCACGCCACCGGAACCACCCGUCCCCACGCCCGAGACGUACGGCGUCCACAAACCCUGGCUCUUUUACCAGCAAUACCGCGAGACUCUGCACCAACUUAAACUCCCCGCACUUGCUCAGACGGUUGUUUCCGAAGCGGACCUCGUCGCCGAUGCGAUCGCCGCGCUUCUCGGUGUGCCGUCCACGACGUAUUCGCACUCUUGGACGCUGCCUUCUACAUGUCCCUACAUUGCCCGCCAAGGGUUCUGGGCAGAUAUGCAGCUCGUCCAGUUUGAGCUCAGCGCCGUCGGCCGUACGCUCGCCGUCUCGCAUCUGACGCCAAGCAGCUUGCACAAUCUGCUGCUCCGGUUCGCUUCGGCGGCGUCGUCCUUGCGCUUUCUCGAUGGUCUCGGGAUACAUUUGACGCGCCUCGAUGGCUGCUCGACGCUGCAAGGCUUUGGGCAUGCGCUGCAGCAGUGGGUACGCUCGUUUCGGCGCGCGCUCGUCUUCUACCAAGCCAAUGACACGUCGCCGACGUUGCUGGCGACGCUGACCGCCCACGACGCAUCGCUGGAAGAGCUCCGCUGGCUCUUUGAGUGGACGUCGACACUUCUCACCGAGGCGUUGGGCCAAGCGACGCCGAUGUUACCGGAUGUUACCGCCGCGCUCCUCAAUGGGAUCGCGCGGCUCCUCGAACAGUACUCGGUCCUGGGUCUACCGCGCCCGUAUGCACUGCUUUUGACCGUGUUCGAGUCGACGCUGCGACCGUACGUGCGUGCGCUCUACGACUACGUCCGCGGUCGCCCGUUGCCCGCCGACGUUGCGCUCACGUCGACCACGACGUCGGCGUUCGAGACCCUUUUGCUCGCGUCGAUCGGCGCAGCACCGACGACGGACGUCGCGCCGCCCGAUUUUCUGACGUCGGUCGUCGGUCUUUUGGUCGAAACGCACGCGUACGCUCGCCUCUCGAGCACGCUGCACGCUCCGCCGCCGUCGUUGCCGUCGUUGCCGGCACCGGUGCAGUCGACGCUCGGCGAGGCGCUUUUGCAUCACACGACGACCGCCUCUUCUUACCUCGUCAGCCUCCCGUCGACGCACGCGAGGACCCUUGGCAAGCGCAGUUCGCACCCUCCCGUACUCCCACCCAUUUGCUUUGAAGCGAUCUUGCACGAGCGCAUCGUGCUACCGCUGCACCGUCACUGCUUGGACCUCGGACACACGUUUGCGCGGCAGUUUGUGUCCGAGUACAAUCUCAUCGCGCACCUCGACACUCUGCGCUGGUUUGUGCUGCAGCAGCAGGCCGACGCUUCGAUCCACUUGACGUCACGACUUUUCAAGCAUUUAUUUUCCAACGUGCACCGAUCGCGCUGGCUCGAGCCGUAUACGCUCAACCUGCUGCUGCAAGAGACCUUUCUCCAUGCACCCGACAACUAUCGAGUCGACGCCUGCCUCGACGAGCUCUCGCUGCAGGUCGUCCCGACCACCGACGUCAGCGCCGUGCCGUCCAUCACGUGGUUCGAGCAAAUGGAGUUUUGCUAUGCGCCGCCGUCGCCGCUGCACCUCAUCUUUCGGGAGGAGACGAUCCGAAAGUACUCGGUCCUCGGUGUCUUCUUUCUCCAGCUCCAAGGCGUCGAGCGCUACGUCGUGCAGUUCAAGCACCAACUGCGACACCGUGUGGGCUAUUUCAUGGCCACGCAAGAGCUGCACGUGCACGUGUUGCGCCUGGCCGAGAUGCUCCAUUUUGUGGAGAGCAUUCACGGGUAUGCAGCCCGCGCGACGUCGGAAGAGCACUGGGAGGCUGUCAAAGCCGCCGUGACGAGUGCAAGCCGCGUCUCUGAAAUGAGCGAUGCGAUCGAUAGCUGCUUGCAGCGCAUGCUUGAGCGCUGCUUCCUCGGCAGCAACCAGCUUUCGAUCCACAAGUACAUUGUAUCGCUGCUGCACCACGUGGUCAACUAUGUCGUACACUUUGACGAGUGUUUGCGCGACCUCGAGCGAUCGUCCGAUGCAUCGGCCACCGACGUCUUGACGGCGCUUGCGGCCAAGUUUUCAUUGGGCCACCACUAUUUGCUGCUGAUUCUGCGCACCAUGUUCAAGACGGGGUCGGCGCCCCACUUGCAGCAUCUCAUGCUCGACCUCAACUUUAACGACCACUACGCCGAAGACGACGAGACGAGAGCAUAG